Colossoma macropomum (tambaqui) is the source of this 6432-nucleotide messenger RNA. Its product is annotated as NACHT, LRR and PYD domains-containing protein 3-like. The transcript has 10 exons. Gene Ontology annotation, molecular function: protein binding; GTP binding. Bases 177 to 3410 code for a protein of 1077 amino acids. Lineage: Eukaryota; Metazoa; Chordata; Actinopteri; Characiformes; Serrasalmidae. The record is from RefSeq and is a predicted model, not a curated record.
AGAGCUCCGUCUUCAUGGAGCUCCCCGUUUGUUUCUACAUGGAUUUAGUAAUGAAGCGGUUUUAACGCGCCGUUGAUGAGAGAAACUAAAGGAAUGAGUUUAUCAGAAGAGCAACGUCUUCUACAGGUUUAACCCUGCAGUCUACAGAAACUACAGCAACUACAGAAACUACAGAAAUGGCCCACUCGGACAGGGAGCAGGACCUCCGGGUGGUCCUUCUGGGGAAUGUAGGCACAGGCAAGAGUGAAUCGGGCAACACGCUGCUUGGCUCGCCUCGCUUUUUGUCUGAGCUCAGUGGCUCUCCGGUCACCCAGCAGUGUGAGGCACAGACUGUGACCUUGGGAGGAAAGCGGAUCAUGGUGGUGGACACUCCAGGACUGGCUGCAGAAAUGGACUCAAACACAGCAAAGGAGAAACUGCUCCAGUGCCUCGAGCUCUCAGACCCAGGGCCUCAUGUUUUUCUGCUAGUCAUUCGCCUGGGCCGAUUCACCCAGGAUGAGAGGGACACAGUGGACGAACUGAUAGAAGUGUUUGGGCAGAAGCUCUACAUGUUCACUAUCAUCCUCUUCACUUUUAAAAGAAAAAGCACCUCCAUUGAGGAUUACAUCAGCCGUGCUGGAGACAGUCUUCAGCAGCUGGUUCAGAAGUGUGGCAGCAGGUACCAUGCCUUCAGUGAAAACCCUGGUAAAAAGGAUCAAGAGGAACUUAUAGCAAAGAUAGACAAACUGGUAUCAGCCAAUGGUGGUAGAUGGUACACCAACACAGAGGACGAGAUGGAAGAUCUUGAAAUAAGACUGAAGCAUCAACUUUUAGGUGGGGGAAGCUUGACCUCCAAAACGAGUGUCUCUGAAAAACUUGGCAGUCUGAUUCACAGUAAGAGACCAGACUCUCCUGAGCCCAGCUGUGUGUCUAUGAAGAGUGAUCAGUCAAUGGACAUACCCACAGCCUUCAAACAGGGAGAGUCUCCACCUGAACUGAGUCUGAUUCAGAGUAAGAGACCAGACUCUCCUGAGCCCAGCUGUGUGUCUAUGAAGAGUGAUCAGUCAAUGGGUAGAGGCAUAUACUUCAAACAGGGAGAGUCUUCACCUGAACUGAGUCUGAUUCAGAGUAAGAGACCAGACUCUCCUGAGCCCAGCUGUGUGUCUAUGAAGAGUGAUGAGUCAAUGGACAGACCCAUAUUCUUCAAACAGGGACAGUGUUCACCUGUUCUGAGAGCCCAAAAGGAGAGAGCAAAGAUCACCAUGACACAUCUGGAGUCCAUAUUCCAGGAACUGGAGCACAAAGUCAUCUCUCUGGUGAAGAAUCAGCUGAAGAGGUUCAAGAAGGUACUGAGUUCAGAUUUCCCAGCAUGCUCUGAGAGGGAGGUGGAGGAUGAGGUGGAUCAGACUGUCAGAGAAGGAACACUGCAGAUCGCACUGCACGUCCUGAGGAACAUGAACCAGACAGACCUCGCCAACACACUACAAACCAAACUGGCUCCUGCUUGUCAUCAAAAGUUCAAAUCUACAUUGAAAAAGAAAUUCCAGAGAAUUAAUGAAGGAAUCUCAUAUCAUGGAGGCUCAACACUUCUGAGUGAGAUCUACACAGAGCUCUACAUUACAGAAGGGGGGAGUGUAGAGAUCAAGAAUGAACAUGAGGUGAGACAGAUUGAGACAGCGUCCAGGAGACCAGCAACACAGGAGAGACCCAUCAACUGCAGUGACCUCUUUAAAGACACAGCCGUCAGAACUGUACUGACUAAUGGAGUUGCUGGAAUUGGAAAAACAGUCUCAGUGCAGAAGUUCAUUCUGGACUGGGCUGAAGGAAAAGCAAAUCAGGACAUCCUCUUCAUAUUUCCACUUCCUUUUAGGGAGCUGAAUUCAGUGAAGAGUAGAAAACUCAGUCUGGUUGAUCUUCUUCGUCUCUUUUUCACAGACAUAAAAAAGUUAAAACCAACAGAUUAUUAUCAGUACAAAGUCUUGUUCAUCUUUGAUGGUCUGGAUGAAAGUCGACUUCCUCUAGAUUUCCAGAACAAUGAGAGCUUGUCUGAUGUAACACAGUCAGCCUCAGUGGAUGAGCUGCUAACAAACCUCAUCCAAGGGAAUCUGCUUCCCUCUGCUCUUCUCUGGAUCACCUCUCGACCAGCAGCAUGUGGUCAGAUCCCUCCUGAGUGUGUUGACCAGGUAACAGAGGUACGAGGAUUCAGUGACCUGCAGAAAGAGGAAUACUUCAGGAAGAGGAUCACUGACCAGAGUCUGUCCAACAGAGUCAACACACAUAUGAAGUCAUCAAGAAGCCUCUACAUCAUGUGCCACAUACCGGUCUUCUGUUGGGUUGCAGCCACUGUUCUGGAGAAGAUGCUGGGUGAAGCAGAGAGUGGAGAGAUCCCCAAGACUCUGACUCAAAUGUUCACACACUUCCUGAUCUUUCAGAUCAAACACAAAGACCAAAAGUACCAUGGAAAAUGUGACACUGAUCCUCGGCAGACUAGAGAGAUUAUUCUGGCUCUGGGAAAACUGGCUUUCCAACAGCUGGAAAAAGGCAACCUGAUCUUCUAUGAGGAAGACCUGAGAGAGUGUGGCAUUGAUGUCAGAGAAGUGUCAGUGUACUCAGGAGUCUGCACUCAGAUCUUCAGAGAGGAGUUGGGGCUGCACCUGGGGAAGGUGUUCAGCUUUGUCCAUCUGAGUGUUCAGGAGUUUCUGGCUGCUUUGUUUGCAUUUUUCUCCUUUAUUUCUCAGAACAGAAAUGUGCUGAAACAACAAACACAUUCAGAAUCAACAGUGACUGAUUUUCUCAAGAGUGCAGUGGACAGAGCUUUACAGAGUGAGAAUGGACACCUGGACCUUUUUCUCCGUUUCCUUCUGGGUCUCUCACUGGAGUCUAAUCAGACUCUCUUACGAGGUCUACUGACCCAUACAGGAAGCACUUCUAACUGCAGAGAGGAAACAGUUGAGUACAUCAAGGAGAAGCUCAGGGAGAAUCUCUCUCCAGAGAAAUACAUCAAUCUGUUCCACUGUCUGAAUGAACUGAAUGACCACUCUCUAGUGCAGGAAGCCCAGACAUACCUGAACAGAGGGAACUACUAUGGUCUAGAUGAAGUCACCCUCUCUCCUGCUCAGUGUUCAGCUCUGGUGUUUGUGUUGUUGAACUCAGAGGAGGAGCUGGAUGAGUUUGACUUAAGCAAAUAUGACCCAUCAGACGAAUGUCUUCUGAGGCUUCUGCCAGUCGUUACAGCAUCCAGAAAAGCUGAGCUGUCUCGGUGUCGUCUCUCAGAGAGAAGCUGUGCAGCUUUGGCCUCAGUUCUCAGCUCAAACACCUCAAGUCUGAGAGAACUGGAUCUGAGUGAUAAUAGUCUGUGUGAUUCAGGAGUGACGCUGCUCUCUGCUGGACUGGAGAAUCAACACUGUAAACUGGAGAAACUCAGGUAUUAAUUCAUUGUACUUUUCUGCCUCCUUAACAUACUUUGCUGUUUCUGUGCUUUAUGUGUUCAUGUGUGUGUAUGUUUGUGUGUUUGAAGGACAGAAAGAGAGACAUGAUGUUUAUUUGUACUUGUAGUAAUUUUACUUUUCACUGAAAAUAUAAGGAGUAAAAAUUAGUAGAACAACAAACUACUAAGUAUUCAGAGCUGCACUUACUGAGAAGUUUAAAAGGUGUAUAUGAAAUACUUAUAUGUAAAUUUUGGGUACAUACUUUGCAAAAAACUUCAUGAACAGUAUCGGGUAUAACUACUGUAUAACUACAUACUCUGAAUUUAAUGAUAAAUGUGUUAUACUUACUAGAAAUAUUUAUUGCAUAAUUUUCAAGUUCAGUAUGUAAGUACAGAGUAACUAAUGUGAGAAAUAUCAGGAAUAUUUCAGCUUUUAGUGAUUCAGUGUUUCUGUAAGUAUAUGCAUAUGUGACAGAGGAAGUAGAUAUAAACUAGAAGUAGAAUAAAUUAGAUUAAGUACCUUUAUUUCAGUACAGUAACACAUUUAGUAUUACUUGGUACAUUUACUGGUAAGUUCUCUGUAAUAGUGUUGUAACAUUGUAGUAACAGAACUGUAAAAUAAUCUAACUGUGUGCAUAGUAAUUACACACCACCCACAUGUUCUAAUAGUGUUUUUUGUGUGUCUUUGUGACAUGCAGAUCAUAUAACCAUACACUUUUUUCACUGUGUGUGAUGUCAUCACUGCGGGGCUGAUGGGAGCUGUAGUUUUUUUGCACACUUUUUAGAUUAUGUUAAACUCUGUGUUUUAAUCGUUACUGAACUCUGCUGUUGGCCUUUUAGGUUUAACAGCCAUUGUUUGCUAAUCUAGAUCUGAUCUGUAACAAUAUGUAUGGUUAUGAAAGCUGUGUAUGGUUAUGGUUAUGAACACUAUGGUUAUGAAUACUGUGUAUGGUUAUGAAUACUGUGUAUAGAUUUUCUCUGCAUACUACAAAGAAAACAGUUACUGUGUAAAUACUGUAUACAAAUUUACACUUUAUUUUGCAGCCCUGUUUCCAUAAUAUUACUGAGAUCUUAUCAGUAAACAUCCCAUUGAAUGAGUUACUAUGCUGUAAAAAGGUACUUUCUGAGUACUCAGUCGUAGGAAUCCUGCAUGGUCUUUACCAUGUAACUUUUCAGCAUUAAAAGCUGAAAUGUACCUCACAUUAGUUGUGCUAGUUUCAUAUUAAACUUUCAAAGCACCAAAUAUUUAUUUAUUGUUUGUAAUUAUUAUUAACACAAUUAAACUCUGAGUAAGUACUGUUGUACAUACCUCGCACAUACUAUGUAUUUGGUAUAUACCAGAAUAUGUACCAGAAAAUUACUUGUAAGUACAUAUUUACCUAUUAAAUACUAGGUACAGUUUCAUAAAAUAAAGUGCUAAAGAAAACUGACCAAAAAAGUAUUUAAGCCAGUAGUAGAAGCUGCAGAUGUGUAAGUGCUAAUCCAGGUGUGGUCACUAAGAUAACCCUCACCAAUAGCUCACCCGAACCAACAGCUCCAGCUCAGCUUCAGUACAGACAAUCAGACAGACCUACAGUACAAAGUGUGGUCUUUGCCCAAACAACACCCAGUUAUUAUUUUUUUACAUAAAGUGGCAAGAAAAAUAUUUGGCUCUUUUGAAGUUACUCAGUUUUUUGCAUUAAUUGGUCAUAAAAUGUGAUUUUGUCUUCAUCUGAGUCACAACUACAGAAAAACACUUGUGCUAAAGCUAAUAGCACAAACAGUGAUAAUAUUUCAUGUGUUUCUUAUUGAUGUGCACAGCAGUUAAACAUUCACAGUACUGGUGAAAAAGUCAGUGAAUUUUUGACAGCAUAACCUGUAGGGAGUGUUUUCAGUAGCUGCAGGUCAGACCUGAACAACGUUCAAGAGGAAUAUUGGAACAUUCUUCCUUCUACUGAGCUUCAGCCGGUGGACAGCCACCCUGACCUGAACUGUGGAAUACCUUGAUAAACGUGGGAACGUAUAAACAUAUCAACCAUAUAAAGCCCAUAUCAGUAGUUUCAGAACUUCUGAACAUCAGCACCUCCUCUUUUACUGUUUCAGACAAAAGCUUGGUUGAUGCUUCUGUGGAGCUGAAAAAGUUUUCAGAGUCUUUACUCAUGGAUGUUCUUUCAGUGCUUAGAUCAGCACUGGUAGAUCAUCUUAUUCAUCCUAAAGGUGCUGGAAGGGGUUGAGGUCAAGGCUUUGAGAAGGUCAGACAGCUCCUUCCACACCACAUUCAGCAAAUCAUUUCUUUAUGGACUGUAGUUUCUGAAUGGGUCAUUGUGAUGCUGAACCAGAAGAGUUGGAACCACAUCUGUCUGUCUGUCUGUCUGUCCAUCUAUCUAUCUGUGUUUAACUGCCAAGCCUGCAGAACAACUUACACUUUUAAUGUCUUCAGUUUAUUUUCUUUAAAUACUGAAUCUUUACUGGUCCACACAGGUAUUUAACCAGUGUCUGUGUCAGAGAGAGAUUAGUAUCAUUACCUCAUUCUUCCUCUCUCUCUCUCUCUCUCUCUCUCUCUCUCUCACUCAAACACACAAACAAAUACUUGAACACUUGAAAUGUUUUUAAUACAUCACGCUUUUUUCCUCUCCUAAUGUUAAACUGUGUUUUGUGUUUUACUAAGUUAACAGUUUUAAAUGCUGUAUUGUUUCAGCUUCUGCACUAGUUUUGUAUUGUAUAGUUUUGUGGGUGUGUCAGUUAUAUAUAACAUAAAACUGUCUUGCUGCAUUUGUUUAUGUCAGUGUUCAUAUAAAACAAGUACAUCUAGUUUUAUACUGAGUUGCCAUUUGAACAAUUGAUAAUAGUUUUGGUGUGUUAAUAGAAGGUCAGUUAUCAGACAUGAGUUUGACUGUAAAAAUACACCAUUAACACCAUUAGAGGAUCAUACAGAAUGAAUUCAAUUAUGUAGUGUGUAGUUUCUUAAUUGCUUGUGUGAGAUGUUGGUGUUUGUAUAGAUUGUAUAUGUAGUUGUGUGUAGAACCGUAAAUGUGAGGACGUUUUCU